AUGGGCCACAAAAACUCAAAGACAUCCACAACCAUCAUCAAAUCACAACAACAACAGGCUCGCAACCACAACAACAAUCAUUCAACCAUUCUUCCAAUCACAUCCCCUUCCUCCUCAAAACCUCCUCUUCAAAAUCCUUCUCCAUCUUCCUCCGCAGCAAAUUCUCAUGAAUUCUUACCACCAAGUUUAUUUGCUUCCUAUUUGAACACAACUUCGUCGUCAUCGAUCGUACAACAAUUUCAUACAAAGCUUUCCGAAGAGCAAUGUCAGCUCAUGAUCAAGGGAGUGAUUCAAUCGUAUUUUGGAAUACCAAAUAUAUUUCCAGUGUUUUCCGAGGAAUUGUUUGAAAGCAUUUGGGCCUUGCAGAAUAUUUUGGCAGCUGACAGCACUCGAAAUUUAAUGUUGGCCUACUCGGAAGAGCUGUAUUGGGUCAAUGGUGGCUCUAUCAGCGGAAAUGACACUCAAGAAGGAUCACAAACGCCACUUUCUUCAGUGUCUCCACGACUUGCCAAAACUCACGAUAUAUUUUCACCCAUUUUCUACACGCGAGAUCAAUUAUUGAAAAAUUCUUCCUCGAAUCGAUCACACCAUCAUGAUGGCUCUUUGUCCAAAACUUUGGAAACAAACUAUUCGACAACGACUUUACAAAAUUCUUUUACCUCUAAUUCUCUACCAAAUACUACUAACAUGUCACGACUCAAACAUUUAACCAUCGAAUGGAGCAUCAAAUUGAUAAAUCAAGAAUCUAUUGUGGUGGCUACUCAUAGAAUUCCAUUGUGGAUUGCAACUCUGCGUUUAAGAAGGUUAUUUCAACAAUGUAAACAAACCACAUCGAUUGAUUCCAAUGGAAAUUGCAAAAUAUUAUUUCCAGUGAUUGAAAUUUCAAAUCAAUUUGAAGCGAAAAUGCUAUUGAGUGUUCAUGAAAUGAUUCCUUUAAUUUUUGAAUUAAUUAUCAUGUAUUUGAGUUGCCCAAUGUUAUUAUUCAAAUGGAUGGACGAAACUGAACCUCAUAAUAUUCGAGAAUUAUUCGAUGAUCAUAAUAUCAGUACGAUACAACUGUUCACAUGUUGUGAAAUGAUUUCACAAAAAGUUUUUGCAUUUCUCACGGACUUUUCGACCAAUGUCGAAACUCAGAAUACUGUCACAACACCUUUUGGAAAAGAUCUAAUUGAAUAUUUCUCACUUUUGAAACAAUUGGGACAACACGGCAUAGGAUUAGAAUGGAAGAAUGCCUAUCGAUCCAUGUUUUCCAAUUGGAAAAAAGAUAUUACUUUUAUACUCGACGCAGAUGCUAAGAACGAAUUGAAAAAGAAUGGACUUUCAAUAGAGACAGAUUUUGUUGAAUUGUGUACACAUGGAGGAAGUACGGUUGCGUUUUUACCUAAAAAUUUUAUGCAACUAAGCUCAUCUGUGGUACGAAAAAAGAUUGAAAAGGAUCAAAAGAUUUCCAUCCAUGAAAUUAAGAACACGAAGGCCAUGUCAAAUAUUGCUUCGUAUUGGAUGACCAUGGAAUUGUUGGAUGAUAAGCACUUGAAUGACAUUUUAACUUUUUCAAAGAGAACUCAAGAACUCACUCUAUUCAAACAAACAGUGUCACUACUGGCAAGAAAAGUCACCGAAGAAAAUACUUACUCAUUCUUCAAAAUUGCACAAGAAUUGAAAAUUGACACGCUCACUGAAUUGUGUAAUCUCUACACACAAUACUCGAAGUUUAAAGAAAGUUCUCAAACAAAAACCACCAGAAGAAGAUCCCUUGCAAUGGUCAUGUUGAAAAAAACACCAAGUGAAGUCUCACUCACCAACUCUCCCUUUCAAUUUACAAAACGAUCGUAUUAUGACACUUCAGAAAUGGAAUUUGCACUUGCUCAAAUUUCAAGUGGAAAAUCCAUGCAAAUUCGUGUGUGGAUUUGUGGAGGAAGAAAACCUGGUAAAACAUCCUUGGUGUGUCGAUACAUGUUCGGAAAAUUUGAUGUCACCUAUGACACGAGCAUUAGUGAGAGUUAUCGAAAAUUGGAAGGAAAUUUUGUGAUUGAUCUAAUGGAUUCGAGUGGACAAACUCCUUCCUCUGAAGUGAAUAAUAUUGAACUCAUUAGAAGUUGUGAUAUUUUCGUGGUGUGCUACAGUGUGAAAGACAAGAAUAGUUUUUCAAUGGUUGAAGAUUACAUUCAAAAUUUCAAAAUACUCAAGGACAAUACAGAUCCUAUCAUUAUCAUUGCAGCUCUACAAUGUGACUCACCAAGGAGUAUGUGGCAAACAACCACAGAUGCAGGUUUACAGCUCGCCCAACAACACUCAGCUCUAUUCUUUGAAGUUUCCAGUUAUUUGGGUGUCCAUGUGAGAGAUGUUUUCGUGAGUGGCAUUUUGGAACACUGCAGACAAUGUUCUUUGAGGUAA
Naegleria fowleri is the source of this 2394-nucleotide messenger RNA. RefSeq lists its product as uncharacterized. The coding region runs from base 1 to 2394 and encodes 797 amino acids. Gene Ontology annotation, molecular function: GTPase activity; GTP binding; GDP binding. Gene Ontology annotation, biological process: signal transduction. The transcript is spliced from 3 exons. Lineage: Eukaryota; Heterolobosea; Eutetramitea; Acrasida; Naegleriidae. The record is from RefSeq and is a predicted model, not a curated record. Gene Ontology annotation, cellular component: plasma membrane.